This is a messenger RNA of Drosophila sulfurigaster albostrigata, 4570 nucleotides long. Its product is annotated as type-2 histone deacetylase 1. The transcript has 4 exons. NCBI's taxonomy places the organism in Eukaryota, Metazoa, Arthropoda, Insecta, Diptera, Drosophilidae. The record is from RefSeq and is a predicted model, not a curated record.
UAUUCAAUUGCGACUGCGACUGCGAACUGCGAACUGUGAAACAAACUGUGUGCUGUGUCUCUGUAUUUCGUUUUGUGACGCGGCCAACGAAAUCCCGACAAACGGAUCCAGAAUAAAACACACACACAAACACACAUACAGAGAGCGAGAGCGAGAAGUCCAAGGUUUGAAACAACAACAACAAGAACAACAACAACAACUAGUGUAAAGCAGCAGAAGACGACGACGCGGAGAACAGCAACUAUAAACGUAAUCAAAGCAACAAAGAAGCGCACAACAAAGUCUCCAAUCACGAGAGACAACAUUGCAAAAGAACCAGAGAGGAACGCAGACAGAGAGAGAAAGAGAGUCCGAUCGAGAGCGAGGCAGCUUGGUCAAUACAAAAAAUUACGCAUACGCCGUGUGAAGCGCAAUCGCAGCCAAAAAGAAAUAAACACAAAACAAAGCCACAACAACAACAACAACAAAGAAGAAGAAGAAGAAGAAGAAGAAGCAACAAUAUUUUUGUUAAGAUUAAGAAUACAAUUAACCGAUCGCCGCUGACUGACUCAGCCCCUUGAAGACCUUCCCCUCAAAGCCUCGCCCCCCAAAGUGAACGGAUCAGCAACGGACUCUCUUUCUUCAAUGUUGUUGGCCUCCCCUCCUGAAAUUAAUCAUCGCUGACAAUCGCAGAUAGUUUCGGCGCCGCCAAUUGCCGAGAUUCUCUCCACACACAAAAAAACACCCGCUGAUAAUCAUCGACUAGGCGAAGCACAGCCUCAUCGCCACCGUGCAAUCGGCAUUGGUGGUAACAAUUUCAAACUGCAUCCGGCUAGAAACUCAGCUUCAAGACGUCUUGCAAACGGUUGAAAAUGGAAAAGACUCCCCGGUAUACGCAGCGGGAGCGCAACAUGGUGCUCACAUAUGCAGCACAACACAAGGAUGUGAUUGAGAAUAAGCGCACGGACGCCGAAUCCAAUCGCAAAAAGGACGAAGUGUGGCUGCAGAUAGCCAAGGACUUCAAUGGCAAGGUCUAUCAUCAGCGUAGCGCCAAACAGUUGCGACAGCUCUACAAGAACAUGAAGCUCCUCCUCAAGAAGGAUCUGUGCGGCGAGGAUAAGGGCAAUCGCUCCUUCUUGGAUCUGCUCAACACACUCUCACAACAGGAUUCGGUGGCCCAAUACAUUGCCGAGCAAAUGUCACCGGAUGGCGCCGGCAGUCAAGCGACUGGCAAUGGUCGCCACUUGGCCGAUGACUACGAGGACUCAAAGCUUCCACUGUACGAGGGCAUGGACACGGAUGUCAUACUGAUCAAAUCUGAGACGAUUAGCGACAAUGAGCAGACUGAGAACGGCAUGGACUGCAUGGACGAUGACGAUGACGACGACUGCCCCAGCCCGAAGGCGCCCGAAGUGUGCCUCGAGGAGGAGGACGGGGUGCUUUUUCCCACAGAUCGGAGCCACUUGCAGCAGCACAGCGGCGGCGGUUCGAUAGCCAGCAAUCAAGUGAAUGGCAACGGCAACGGCAACAACGGCAUCGGUGGCAGCAACAUUGACGCCUUGCCACGUGCACCCAGCUCACCGGUGUGCAGCACCAAGACGUCGAUCUCAUCGACGGGCAGUUAUAUGUCCGCUGGGCAGACGCCCAAGGCUGAGAUAACGCUGACCAGCGUGGGCAACAUUCGUGUGGGGGCGUUUGCCAGCAUCAAUAAUACGCUGCACAAUGGCAACAGCAACAGUAGCAGCAACAACAACAACAACAAUAAUAACAAUAUCAACAGCAGCAGUAACAAGAACAACAACAAUAGCAACAAUGGCAACAAUGUUGCGGCUGCCGCCGGAGGUGGCAACAGCUUGCAACUGACUGCGGAGCAGAUGCAACAGCAUCUGCUGCUCAAUGGCCUGGGAUUGUCGGCGGUGCAGCAUCCGCCGGCGGGGCAAUCACUGCAGGCGGCCAUCAAUGCGGCCACAAGCGGCGUGGGCAGCGGGCGGCAGACGCAGACGUUGCAAUUGCCGCGGUUGCAGCGGGGACACAAUGCGGCAGCAAGUGCUGCGGCAGCCACAAACGGUGGCAACAGCAAUGCAACCGGUGUGCAGUUGCUGUUGAAUGGCCAUCAGACGAGUCGCGACAAAUCGCAACAGCAACAACAGCUGCAUCAGCAACAGUUGCAACAGCAGCAGCAGCAACAGUUGCAUCCCAGUGGCAGCAUCACGUUGGCUGCGGGCAGCUUUAAUGGCUACAAUGGUCUCGGUGUCAUCAACUGUGGCCCCAUCAGCAGCGGCAGCAACAACAGCCACAACAACAGCGCCAGCAGCAGUGGCAGCGGCAGCAACAACAACAACAACCACAACCACAACAACAGCAGCGGCAAUCUGCAAACGAGCAGCCAAAACAAUCACAACAACCACAACAACAUCAGCGGCAGCCACAACACAAGCGGCGGCAGCAACAGCGGCACACGUGGCCAACACAAUGAGUACAUGAUGACGCUGGCCGUCGAGGAGCGUAAGCUGAAGAUUGAGCUGCUGAAUGCGCAGAUCAAGUAUUGGGAGACGUUGACCAAGAAGCUCGACUCCCAGUCCGGUCACUAUCCCAAUCCGGCGUGUCCUUGCCACUUCCCGGGCACCGGCGUCAUCGGAGGCGUGGCAGCAGCGGGCAGCGCUGCUGUCGCUGUCGCUGCCAAUGCGUUGCAAACGCAGUCGAGCAGCAGCUAGUCCGCAGCUUACGCUGGCGGCGACGACGACGACGAUGACGACGACGACGACAAUGCCGGCCAACUGCAAACUGAUGAUGAUGACGAUGACGAUGACGAUGACGAUGAUGUUGAGGAUGUUGAUGAAGAAGAAGAGCAGGAGGAGGAGGAGGAGGAGAAUGUGCUGGAUGCUGAUGAGCUGGAUGAUUUGGACAGUGACAUCAUCUCGAUUGUGGACAUUGACGAUGACGAUGAUGACGCUGACGCUGAGCAGGAGGAGGAGAAGCAGCAGCAGCAGAAGCUCAACAUAACUGAUUUGACGCUGCAUGAUGAUUUCGAUUCACAGGAUGCCUUGGUCAAGGAUGUGGGCGUGGUCGGCGGUCUCUCACCGCCACCGCCACCACCAACAUCAACAUCGACACCCAAGUCGCUGUCGUUGCCGUUGCCGUUGCCGCCAGCGAAGCGAGUGAAGCAGCGACACAUUGCAGUGCUGCCGGCGGAAGCUGCCUCCGCGUUGCUGUUGCAGCUGACACAACAGACGUCGCCGUCGCCAUCGCAAUCGCCAUCGCAAUCGCCGCCAAGUGAGGAUAAGCUAUAGUCUUAAGAGUUAUUAGCUAGUCUAGUAUUUUAAUCCCUUUACCCCAAAGUCUAGUAUGGCAAUGUCAAUGCCUUAAACGUCGUCGUUUUUCGAUUUGCCAUCAAACCAAAACUACCAUAAUUAACAUAUAUACAACUAUUAUUAUUAUUAUUAUUAUUAUUACUAUUAUUAUUAUUACUGCUAUUUAUUUAUGUGUGCCAAAAACGAAACUGCGUCUGUGUGUCUGUCUGCGUGUCUGUCUGUGUAUGUGUGUGUGCAUGUGACGCGCUUUUUUUUGUUUUUAUUUUUAUAUUUUACAUUGUACUUUGUAACAGCGCCUAACCAAACCUUAAUUGCCAUCUAAAGAAAUGCUUGCCAAAAUUUAAUUUUAAGCAUUAAUUUAUUGUCCCCCCAACCCCAAGCCAGCAAUUAUUUAUUGUUUUUUUUUUUGCUUUUUUUUAAACGUUAAGUUACUUAUUUUUUGUUAAGCUGUGAAACCAAAAGAAAAAGCAACGAAGGGCCUAAACAAAGAAAAAAACUAUUAUGAAAUGCAGAAGAAAAACGAAAAUACACAUUUUCAUUGAUCACUGUAUAUUUACCUUAAUUAACAUUACUUAAUUAGUUGUCAUCUAGUUACAAUAACACACAAAAACAUGAGAAAACACACACAAAACAACAACAAAAUAUGAAAACUGUACAAAUGUGGUUCCUAAUCUAGUCCUUAAAAACAAAAACACAAAAAAAAACAAAAACAAAAACAAAAAAUCGAAAGAAAAACUGUUUAAAAAAGAAUGCAAAAUGUGAAAUGCAAAAGCAAAUUGUUAUGCAUAUAGCGAAACUUGUGUAUUUUUUUUUUAUAUACAUAUAUAUACAUACACAAAUUAUAAAAGAAAUAUAUAUAUAUAUUUUAAUGGAAUGCCCCCAGUCCCAAAACCCUCCAAAGAACUGUAGCUAAUUUUAAUGUACUUAAAAAUACAGAAUAACAAAAAACAAAAAAGAAAAAACCAAAAACCAAACAAAAAAAAACAAAGGCACCUACUAUCCCCCGUUUAUUAGUUUGUACAGAGAUAUAGGAAGAGAUCGAGAGAAUGAAAGAAAGAGAAACUUGCUAGUCGCCGUUGCAUAACUGUAUUCAUUAGUCUAGCAUAAAUGAAAGCGAAAGGAUUUCACAAAUUAUGCUAUUUUGUUAUGCAUUUGCAUACUGCUAGUAAUAAAACAAAAAUUAUUAUACAAAAACAAGUAUGUUUAAUUGUAAUGCCUAUAUGUAACCACAAUUUACAAAACAAAACAACAAAAAAAUACAAAAACAAUUUAUACAAUUU